This is a messenger RNA of Dioszegia hungarica, 1611 nucleotides long. RefSeq lists its product as uncharacterized. The record is from RefSeq and is a predicted model, not a curated record. The coding region runs from base 1 to 1611 and encodes 536 amino acids. Gene Ontology annotation, cellular component: retromer, tubulation complex; endosome. Lineage: Eukaryota; Fungi; Basidiomycota; Tremellomycetes; Tremellales; Bulleribasidiaceae. The transcript is spliced from 8 exons. Gene Ontology annotation, biological process: retrograde transport, endosome to Golgi; intracellular protein transport. Gene Ontology annotation, molecular function: phosphatidylinositol-3-phosphate binding.
AUGGCCCUCGCUGAUCCGUCAGCCCAGUAUGGGUCGCCAGACGGUGGAAAGGGCAAGGGGAAGGAGGAGCAGAGGUCGUAUCUGAGGGUCAGGAUAACGGGACUGGAGAGAAAUAGGAAGGAUUUAUUGAUCCGCUUUGAUGCUUCGACCAAUCUGCCUAAUUUCCGGACUGGCAUGUACCGCAAUAUGCAGCGGAGCUAUGUCGAAUUCCAGAAGUUUGCUGAGCAGGCGCAAUUGACCUCCCCACAAACCAUCAUACCAGCUCUUCCUCUCGCAUCGACCUCAGCUACGACUGAUGAAGAGGAUGAUAGGCUUGUUCGGAUAGCGCUGCAGCGGUGGCUGACGCGGAUCUGUGACGAUCCUGCAUUGAUGCAAGAUGAGGAGCUGCGAAGCUUCAUCGAGUCGGAUUUCGGAUAUUCUCCGACUCCGCCGAUUACCGCUCGUCGCUCUACCUCAGCAGCUUCUGCCGUCCCGCUCGCAUUUACUGCGGCCAUCUCCAAAGUCGUCAGAAGGGGACCACUUGACGAGGAUGACGAGCUGGCUUCAGCAAGAGGAGCGCUGGAUAAACUGGAAACGACAUGGGGCGGUGCGGCUGCAGCAAUCAAUAAUCUUGGAAAGGCUCGACGAGCGCACGCUCUCGCAAAUCAAGAGGUCGGAGCGAAGCUCAUCAACCUUUCGACGGUGGAGAGCGAUUACAAUCUGGCGGCGGCGGAAAGAAAAGCUGGAAGAGCGCUGGAGGUUGUGGCCGGUGUAGCAGGAGCUCAGACUGCCAGCGAGAACAUCGUGCUCAGCGACUCGCUUGGAUAUCAGGCUCUUAAUGCUCGAGCUGCCAAGGACGCUCUUCUUCAGCGGACCCAGCUCCUCGAGGACGCCCAGACCUCGUCCAAAAGCAGCAUCACCAAACGGCGCAACGUCGAGCGGCUGAAAGGUUCUUCUCGCAUCGACCCCGCCAAAGUCGAUGAUGCCAUCGGCGAGAUGGAGGAUGCCGAGGCGCUCGAGCAGCAGCUCACACGCCAGCUCGCAGCUAUCUCUACCAACCUCCACCUAUCCCUCCGGCAGCACUCGCGGAAUGCCCAUGAGGACGUCGCGCUGGCUCUGCUGGAGAAUGCGCGGCUGACCGUGGGGUUCCAUAAGCACAUUCUGAAGGAGCUGGAGGCGGUUCGGCCGGAUCUGGCGAAGGUGUCGGGAAGCGCAGAGGCGGCUGUCGGUGUAAGAGGGACUCCAGCUGGUGCAGCUGUGCGGAACUCGGCGGCCUCUAGCGGAAUGUCGGCAUCAAUCAGUCAGCCACAUAUGACUCCGUCGAGACCGUACGAUUCUCCCUCGGCCCCAGCAGUGCGACAACCACAGCAACACGUCUCCCCUCCACCUCCAACAAUGGGUACAAGCCAAUCCAUGUUCCUUCCCCCUCCUCAGUCCGGCUCAUCGUUCCGCCCUCCACCACCAAAUCAGCCGCAGCGACAAGAAGCGACACCGGAUCCGCUCGGCGGGCAGAUGGCGCAGAGUAUGGUGUUGCCACCGGGACAUAGACCAGGGGCGGCGCAGGGAGGAAGGAAUCAGGGUCGGAGGCUGGAUGAGCGGCAGGCUGCCAAGCUGCUCUCCGGAGGCUUCUGA